AUGACAUUUGCCGAUCAGCAACGCUGGAUUACUGUCCAGCAAAAAACGUUCACAAAAUGGUUGAAUGCAAAGCUGAUUCAGCGGGAUUUGGAGAUUAAAGAUAUCGUCAAGGAUAUGAGCGACGGAGUUCUACUCAUUCAUCUGCUAGAAUGUUUAUCAGGCGAAUCGCUCGGCCGUUAUGCCUCGAAACCCAAACUACGAGUCCAAAAAUUCGAAAAUGCGAACCUGGCUCUCGACUUCAUUCGAUCACGCGGCGUCCAAAUGACGAAUAUUGGCGCGGAGGACAUUGUUGACGGGAACCGAAAAAUCGUUCUUGGUCUAAUAUGGACACUGAUUCUACGUUUCACCAUCAGCGACAUCAACCAGGAGGGCAUGUCGGCCAAGGAGGGCUUGCUUCUCUGGUGCCAACGGAAGACGGCAUGCUACGACGAGGUAGAGGUCCGGGACUUUAGCGCCAGUUGGAACGACGGUCUUGCAUUCUGCGCCCUGCUAGAUAUUCACAGACCUGACCUUAUCGAUUUCGAUUCCCUCGAUAAGUCCGAUCACAAGGGCAACAUGCAGCUUGCCUUCGAUUUGGCGGCAGAAGAGAUUGGCAUACCCAAGCUGUUAGACGUCGAAGAUGUCGCCGAUGUUGCAAAGCCCGAUGAGAGAAGUUUGAUGACAUAUAUUGCGUACUGGUUCCACGCCUUCUCUCAGAUGGAAAAGGUCGAGAAUGCUGGUCGACGAGUUGAGAAAUUUGUCAACAGCAUGCAAGGCGUCUGGGAGAUGCAGAGUACCUAUGAAAAGCGUAUGGCCGAGCUUCUGGAAAAGAUCAACACUCAAAGGGAUGACUGGACACAAUCUACCUUUGAAGGCACAUAUGCGGACGCAAAGGCACAGUCGGCCGAGUUUUCCAAGUACAAGCGGGGACAAAAACGAGACUGGGUAGCAGAAAAGAGCGAUUUGGCAACUCUGCUCGGCAAUAUCAAGACAAAGCUGGGAACAUACCGCCUUCGACCAUAUGAGCCGCCUGCUCAUUUCAGCCUUAACAAGCUUGAGGAUGACUGGACUGCUCUGUCCCAGAAAGAGAUGGGCCGUGCGCAAUUGAUCAAUGAGACGAUUCGGGAUAUCAAAAAUUCUCUCCGCAAGUCCUUUGCUGACAAGGCAAACGAUUUCGCCAUGGCGCUCAAGACUAUGCAGAUGGCUAUCUCAGGCCUUGACGGCGACCUCGAAGAUCAAUUACACCAUGUCAGAAAGCUGAGCAGUAACUUGGCGCCUCUCGACAGAUAUCUUGAGACGAUUCUCGAUGUUGAGACUAAGUGCAUCGAGGCCAAUAUCGAGGAAAACGACUUUACUACAUAUUCAUACGACGAACUUGCAUACGAACUCACCCUGGUCAAGUCAUCUGUGCAGAAGAAACUCGCGUUUUUGGAAAAUCAGAUGGUGGCACGGAACAUGACAAAUUUGACGCCCAUUCAGCUGGAGGAAUUCGAAAGUGUAUUCCGCCAUUUUGACCGGGACGACUCCAAUGCGCUCCAAGAGCUAGAAUUCAGCGCGGCCCUGGCAUCUCUGGGCCUAGUUUUCUCCGAGGAGGAGAUGCACGGUUACUUCUUGGACACGUCUGGUGGCAGAGACGAAGUGACGUUCGAGCAAUUCAUUCGCUUCAUGGUCGACGUGACGGAAGAUCAAAACACUGCUGAGCAGGUCUUUCAGUCGUUUCGCGAAGUUGCAGAUGGCAAGCCUUACGUUACCGAAAUGGACCUCCGACACAGUCUUGUUCCGGAUGAGGUUAUCGAGCAGCUCAGCGGCAUCAUGCCAGCACAUACGGGACCAGACAUGUCUGCUGACCGAGGCAUGCCGCAAUACGACUAUAUUUCAUUCAUGGAGAAGAUGAUUAACAACCAAAGAGAGAGUGAUCAAGUCCCCAGUGGUGUUUUGCAGGACAGAACAAACGUGGGAGAUGCAGGCCAUCGCAAACGUGGCAAGGCGAAUGGCUGGUAG
Molecule: messenger RNA, 1980 nt
Organism: Cordyceps fumosorosea ARSEF 2679
Lineage: Eukaryota; Fungi; Ascomycota; Sordariomycetes; Hypocreales; Cordycipitaceae
Product: alpha-actinin, sarcomeric (f-actin cross linking protein)
Exons: 4
Coding region: 1-1980 (659 amino acids)
Biological process (GO): actin cytoskeleton organization; actin filament bundle assembly
Cellular component (GO): cell projection; cortical actin cytoskeleton; cell junction
Molecular function (GO): calcium ion binding; actin lateral binding
Source: RefSeq, a predicted model, not a curated record